CGUAGUAUGCAUGUAUGGUUAUUGUAACCUGGAAUUAAAGCUCUUCUGCUCGCUAAGGAAAAUUCGUGUCUCCGACUGCUCUCCGAACUGCCCACCGUCUCCUUGAAAGCAGUGGUAUAGCUUUCAUCUCUUGUAUCACUUAUUCACCGGCGCCUAUGCUUGCACGCAACCUCUAUUUGUAGAGGUGUACAACCUUUUGCUUUUCCCGUUCAAGCAGAGAAGGUUCUUACAGCUAAGGCUGUUGGCAACCGUAGUGAAUUAUAUUGAACGUCUAUCCCACUGACGCAAAUGGGGAAAGGCGCUGGUAAAGGCUCUGGCAAGCCUUGCUGUGAAGGCUGCUGCAAAGCGGCUUGCGUGAUUUCUGUCAGCCUGGUAUGCGUUCUCCUUUUGGGGCUCGGCUUCGUCGGGGGCGGAAUCGCCGCUAUGGUAGCGACAAAGGUCAUGCGAUCAAAAAACAUAAAAAAGGUUGAGGAUUCCAUUACCAGAUGGGACUCCGCUACCAACCCGGACGGCUGGCCCCAAUUUCAACGGCUGGCCGGCUAUGUCACUCUUACCCCUGGCAGCCCCAUAUCCGGAACCAGCAACUGCUCCACCAUGACCCUCAGCCUUAACCCCAACAUCUGCCCCUACAACGAGUACCUGGACGAAGCUGCUCGCUUCCGGUCCGCGAGGCAGCUGGCCUUCUGUGCCUACGUGCCGUACAACACAUUCGUCGAUUGCGACUUGCGGGUCUCCUUCACCGUGGUCCAGGGAGGGAGCAAUGUGACCCUCACCACACUGCCAGACCUGGUCGACUUCUCCGGCUACCGACAGGUCAACAUCAAGAUGAUGGAGAUCCGCGGACCCAACAAGUGCUCCGGCAAGAUGCGCUGCAGCGGCAGCAACUUCAACGCUUGCGCCAGGAAGUGCUCGAACGGCUUCGGUGGCAUGCUCAGCUGCUCCAUGUACACAUGCAGCGCCAGCACCGCUGUGUCAGACCUGUCGGUCAAGGUCACCAGCACGGCAGCUGGCUCGUAUGCGCUGGACAGCUCGGGCCCGGUCUUCUCACGCGGCGGUGACGGAGGCAACGUGCUGCCCUCGGGCUUCUCCUGGCCCUACUACCCGAUUUCCACCAGCAGCAAGUCGCCUCGCUGGCAGUACGAUGGCAUGGGCUUUCACGGCAGCUCCGGCAUGCUCACCCUCACCCUGCGCUCCUCCGCCGACCCCUGGCUCACCUACAUGGCAGCAACCAACGGCUCGGGCUACUUUGAUACGUACCUGAAAGUCCUGGGCGGCGUGUUGAUUGGCAUCGGCUGCUUGAUCCUGCUGGUCUGCCUCACCGUCUUCCUCGUCUUCGCACAUGCGCGCACCCUCGCGGCGCGCUACCCGGAGCGGCCGCCCGGCUGCUACUAUGGCUGCAUGUGGAGGAUGGGGCGCGGGAUCUACGGCCCUCGGCCUGGCACCGCCGCCGCCGCGCCUCCGCCCCAGCCGCCCCUGCAGGCCGACCCACCGGUUGCGCAGCCCGUCCCCGGCACCGCCCCGCCGCCCGGCGCCUACUCCUACGCCUACGGCGCCUACCCUGCCGCCUACACCCCAGGCGCCACCGCUGCCAGUCCCCAGCAGCAGCCGGCCUACGCGCAGCCCGGUGGAUACGCCUACGGCUACCCGGCCGCCGGGGCGCCCGAGGCCGCCCCACCAGGCCCGCAGCAGCAGGCCUACCCGGGAGCGUACUACCCGCAACAGCCGCAGCAGCCGCAGGCCGGGUACGCGGGCGCCCACUACCCCCCGCCGCCACCGCAGGGCCAGCCGCCAAAGGGCGCGUAGGUGGGUGUCACCUGCGGUGCGAGUGAUGGGGGAUGAUGGGAAGCCAAGAGGGUGGGGGUGUGGCCGCACCGAUGCCUCGCCCGUCAUGUACGGCGGUGUGUAAUGGCCAUGUGGUCAACAGUUACCUUCUCGGCUGAUGACUCGGCACUGCUCGCCACUGGGAGGGGGGCCUAGAUCGCAGACUAUUGUGGGUUCGGCUAACCAGCAUGCGGUGUGCACAUGUGGUGGCGAGAUAGGGCGUUGCAUGGUUUGGAGGCUUUAAGUGUUUCCGGGGGCCAUGUCCCUCCCUAAGGGGCUGCCUCGUGACAUAGGGCGUUCGGGUAUUGCAUUUGCCCGUGGCGCAUUGCCCAUGCCGCACCUGACUCCAUAAAAGUUAGUGUUAUGAGCACAGUACUGUCAAGGAAAGCAUCAGGGCAACGGCGAAGAUCCGAAGAUGCUACUCUCUGGAGCGUGUGCGCUCUGCUGUUUAUGUAUCUUGCGUGCGUUUGCAAGGGAAUUGCGUUCUGCAUUUUUGCGGUUUCGGCGUUUGGACUGUGUCGCAUGUUCCAGCCUUGGGAUACCGCUCGUGAAGCCGUGACUGCAAUUCGUACGUCUGUUAACUGUACGGCAUCCAUACCUGAAUAAUAGCACGGCAUCAACACCUGAAUAACGCUAAUAUAUAGUUGGGUUUUUGGAAUGGUGGCACCACUGCAGGUCCUAUAAUCCCGCAUCACUGCGUUCGUUUUGUCAUGCGUUGUGCCCUGCAUGCAUGAUGGUGGUUUUGUUGGCACUUGAACCAAACCAGCCCGUGUGUGAUAGCCUGCGCAGUUGUGUUGUGGCCUGUGAGGACAGUUUCAGUAUGUACGCGAUCACCCUAUCCUUGUGACCUUGGUUUUUGGAAUUGGGUUAGCCCCUAGUUUUAGCCUGCACAUGUUUGCCAAUUGCCAUGCGCUACCUUAAAAGGUAAUAUGGGGUUAGGUGAGCGGCAAACCGGCUUAAUAGGAGGUCUUAUGCUGACUCCGAACGUUUGGCCGGCCCGGUGAUGCGUUUUUGAACAUGUGACAGGCCACGUUUUUGUAGCUGCAUUGGGACCAAACCCCGGCGUGAUGUGAUCCUGCUAGCACCACAUAGCUUCUUUGCCGUUGUCCCGAACUGGAACUAGUACUGGUGUCACAGUGGAUGACUUGACAAAUUGAAGGAAGUUCUGGGGGCUCAGGCCAGGGCGGGGGGAGGCCCAGUAGCCAGCCGAGCUGACUGUUAGGCGUAGGAAGGGGCCUGUGCAAGUAUGUGCCAAUCUGUAUGCCGGUGCAAGGAAGUGGAAAGUCCCUGCGUGCAAGUGCCGUCCGGAUUACGCUGGGCGCUGUAGGCAAUACGUGAAAGCGAUACAGACUCGGCGCGGUAUGCGUCGUUCCUUGAGUAAGCCCAAACAUCCCAUGCAUGGACCUGCUUCGUAUCUCUCGGACAACUUGCACCCGAAGUAACGGCGAAGUGCGA
This is a messenger RNA of Astrephomene gubernaculifera, 3276 nucleotides long. NCBI's taxonomy places the organism in Eukaryota, Viridiplantae, Chlorophyta, Chlorophyceae, Chlamydomonadales, Astrephomenaceae. The record is from the annotation of a GenBank genome assembly.